GCGGAAGGAUCGCAAAAGGAGCAUGCGUGCGAACAGGUAGAAUUCAAACGGAGGAAGAGGAAGAAAAUGAGUGGGAGGGGGCGGAACGGUUGGCAGCACCGGCGCUUCACGAAACAUAGCCCCCGCACCUCUGUCCUCGGUUCCGCAUCGCUCGUGCCAGUUUUCUUUCGGUAGGGCUCCAGACAAGAAGCAUCGAAAGGGGGGGAAUCAGGCAGGAGGUCGAAACGGAAGAAUUUGUAGCCCGAUUACCGGAGACAGAUCGCGUUAGUUUAUACGACGUGAUAGAAACAGGUUGCCGGGGUAACGUUCUGUCGCGUGGAAAUCUAAUGUCCGAGAGAACCGAGGAAAGACGAACGGCGGCGUAUGCUGUGAAGUCGCGCAACGGAAAGUAGGUUCGAUUCGGCGGGCGUAAGAAGAAGAAAGAAGGUGGUAGGAGCGAGUGGGAGCGCAUAGACAGAGGAAAGAAGAAGACGAAGAGAAGGGAAGAAGAAAAGAAAAGGUGUGCGACGAGGACGCGUCCCCGUGUGUCGCGUGAGAGGUGAGGCGACAGCGGCGUGGUGAAAGUCCCCGCGGUUGAACUGGGAGAGAAAAAUUCGGCGGUAACCGGUAGCACCGAGGCUACCAAGGUGUUCCGGAGUGCAGCAGCAGCGGCCCAGGAUGCUGCCCUACGGAGCAAGAAGAUGGCCGUGAUCGGCGAGCAGAGGUAUUACACGGCGGUACGUCCGAACGCGUACACGGAGUUCUCGUGUCGUAGGUUCGAGGCCGCGACAGCCAGGUCGCCGUCCUCCUCGUCCUCGACGUUGCCUUUCCAUCGGCGUCGACACAGGAAAAAGGCAACGCAUUCACCUGGACGACUAGCGAUGUCCUCGUCACGGGGUAGCGGCCCGGAAUCGGGAGAGCUCAGCGACUCCGAGGACGGUUAUCUGGACACGGAUCCCCUGAGGUACGAACUGAGAAAUAUACAAAAUGUGAUACAUGUUACACGUCAGAAUAUCGAUGCUCUGAACAAUCGUUUCGCUGGAUUUCAACAUCCACCCUCGAUAUAUUUGAAUGAGUAUCAGGAGCUGACUAGUAAGUUGCAUGACCUGGAAUCCAAGGAACAGAAACUCAAUGAAUUGUUGAACGUCAUGCUGGUGGCUGGCUGUGCUUCCACAUCCGAGAGUGAAUCUCGUGAAGCCAAUGCGAAUAUUAGAUGCCAGAGAAUGCCCACAAGGUCUCUGCUCAGGGCGUAUUUACCUAAUCAACAGCGUACCAGUGUGCAGGUUCGUGAAGGACUAUCGUUGAGAGAUGCAUUGGCCAAGGCAAUGAAAUUAAGAAAUUUGACCACCGAGAUGUGUGUGGUAUACAUCUUAGGCAUAGACAAAUCCAAGUACCUCACGUCUUGGGACACAGAUAUUUCUGUAUUAGAUUGCGAUGAAAUAUCUGUGGAGAUUAUGGACACGUUUCCUAUAACUACUUCCAUUUCACAUAAUUUUGUGCGUAAGACAUUCUUUUCACUGGCAUUUUGUGAGUGCUGUAGAAAACUCCUCUUUCAGGGAUUUUAUUGUAGAACAUGCAAUUAUCGGUUUCAUCAAAGAUGUGCAGGUGGUGUACCUGCUCUGUGUCAUCAAGUACGCAUGCAAGAUGCCUAUUAUCAGGCAUUAUUGGCGCAUAAUCUUGAAAGUACUGCUGGAAUCCUGCAUCUUCCUUCUGGCUACGGUUUAAGCAGAAGCAUGUCUCCUUCUUUGGCUCCCUCGAGAAACCAGAGACAUCCACGUUCCUUGGGACAACAGGAUCGUUCCAGCUCUGCACCCAAUGUCUGUUUCAACAUGGUCAAACCAAGUGGAGAUUCUGCUAAUUUGGACGAAUACAGUAGAUCUCAGAGUUUAGGCCGGCCUGUUGGAAUUACACAAAGUGCAGUAUCUCCUGGUAGUAGCCCGACAAAGCAUAGUCAGUCAACGCAGGCUAGUCCUACCAGUACCUUGAGGCCAAAACGGCCUAGAGCAAGAUCAGCAGAUGAAUCGUCGAAAAAUCUUUUAGCGCCAAGAGAAUCCAUAGAAGAUUGGGAAAUUCCAGCUGAUGAGAUUUUAAUUGGAGCUCGUAUUGGUUCUGGUUCCUUUGGAACAGUAUACAAAGCUCACUGGCACGGACCUGUAGCUGUAAAGAUGCUUAACGUUAAGAUACCAACUGCUGCUCAGUUACAAGCAUUUAAGAACGAGGUUGCAGUUCUGAGAAAAACACGGCACGUAAAUAUUCUUUUGUUUAUGGGAUGCGUCAGUAAACCGCAGCUCGCGAUUGUUACUCAAUGGUGCGAAGGUUCUUCUUUAUAUAAACAUUUACAUGUAUUUGAAACGAAGUUUGAUUUAUUCACACUGAUAGAGAUUGGGAGACAGACCGCGCAAGGUAUGGAUUAUUUACACGCGAAAAAUAUCAUUCAUCGGGAUUUAAAAAGUAACAAUAUAUUCCUGCACGACGACCUUACUGUGAAGAUCGGUGAUUUCGGCCUGGCCACGGCGAAGACCAGAUGGUCUGGUUCACAGCAAUUCCAUCAACCGACUGGAUCUAUAUUGUGGAUGGCACCGGAAGUAAUAAGAAUGCAAGAGGAGAAUCCGUACAGUUUUCAGUCGGACGUGUACGCGUUUGGCGUUGUUUUAUUCGAAUUGCUAGCUAGUCAGUUACCAUAUUCGCACAUCAACAACAAAGAUCAAAUACUGUUUAUGGUCGGCCGUGGGAAUUUACGUCCGGAUCUGAAUAAAUUGCGUUCAGACACGCCAAAGGCAUUGAAGAGACUGACAGAGGAUUGCAUCAAAUUCUCCAGGGAAGAGAGACCGAUAUUCCGUCAGAUAUUAGCCAGUUUAGAAGGUCUUUCCCGUGGAUUACCGAAAAUCACGAGAUCAGCGUCCGAGCCGAACUUGAACAGGACCCAAUUACAAUCGGACGAUUUCGUGUACACCUGUGCUUCGCCAAAAACUCCCGUGAACUUCCAGUUCGGAGCGUUCUCCUUUUAUUCUUCUGGCGGGAACAUAUAAAAAGUACGACGAGUCUGAUGCGCCGUAUGGUUUAUGGUAAACGAGAGAUUUUAAAGAAUUUCAAGACGGAAAUAUCGGUAAUAAACUUAUCUAUGAACAAUCUAUGUAAUACUUUUCAACUACACUUUUCG
Messenger RNA from Dufourea novaeangliae, 3139 nucleotides. RefSeq names its product raf homolog serine/threonine-protein kinase phl (gene Raf). The record is from RefSeq and is a predicted model, not a curated record. The coding region runs from base 681 to 3008 and encodes 775 amino acids. Lineage: Eukaryota; Metazoa; Arthropoda; Insecta; Hymenoptera; Halictidae. Gene Ontology annotation, biological process: signal transduction; protein phosphorylation. Gene Ontology annotation, molecular function: protein kinase activity; ATP binding. The transcript has a single exon.